Molecule: messenger RNA, 3479 nt
Organism: Oryza sativa Japonica Group (Japanese rice)
Lineage: Eukaryota; Viridiplantae; Streptophyta; Magnoliopsida; Poales; Poaceae
Source: RefSeq, a predicted model, not a curated record
GUGAGGUGGCGAGCCUCACCUUGGUGAUCCCAACCGGAUAAGCUAUGCAUCAGCCAGUUUCGUGGGGCUGCACAUUUCGUCGAACACCUGGAGUCCACGCCGCCGGCGACGUCGGCACAGCGCGCCCGCCCACCGCCCACGCACGCGCUUGACUCCACCCAUGUUCUCCCUUCUCGACGCCCGCGAAGCCAGCGAACCGAUCCGAGGAAGUCAAGCCCCCACCGCCACUUGGACCGACCUCGGGACGACGACGCCCCCGCGCUCUUCUAGACGCGCGGACGACGCGGGCGCUGGCUCCGCGACGCGACGUCGCGGUCAUGGAGUAACCGCGACGGACAGAUACUUCUACCCGUUUUUAACCUCGCCUCCUCCUCCUCCCGGCUCGAGAUCCGUGGCCACGACGCGUGGUGGGAAACCGGGAACGACGUGCACGCACGCACACAGGGCAAGUUUCAGUAGAAAAAUCGCCGGCAUCCAGAUCGGGACAGUCUCUCUUCUCCCGCAAUUUUAUAAUCUCGCUCGAUCCAAUCUGCUCCCCUUCUUCUUCUACUCUCCCCAUCUCGGCUCUCGCCAUCGCCAUCCUCCUCUCCCUUCCCGGAGAAGACGCCUCCCUCCGCCGAUCACCACCCGGUAGGGCGAGGAGGGAGCCAAAUCCAAAUCAGCAGCCAUGGCGCAGAUGCUGCUCCAUGGGACGCUGCACGCCACCAUCUUCGAGGCGGCGUCGCUCUCCAACCCGCACCGCGCCAGCGGAAGCGCCCCCAAGUUCAUCCGCAAGUUUGUGGAGGGGAUUGAGGACACUGUGGGUGUCGGCAAAGGCGCCACCAAGGUGUAUUCUACCAUUGAUCUGGAGAAAGCUCGUGUAGGGCGAACUAGGAUGAUAACCAAUGAGCCCAUCAACCCUCGCUGGUAUGAGUCGUUCCACAUCUAUUGCGCUCAUAUGGCUUCCAAUGUGAUCUUCACUGUCAAGAUUGAUAACCCUAUUGGGGCAACGAAUAUUGGGAGGGCUUACCUGCCUGUCCAAGAGCUUCUCAAUGGAGAGGAGAUUGACAGAUGGCUCGAUAUCUGUGAUAAUAACCGCGAGCCUGUUGGUGAGAGCAAGAUCCAUGUGAAGCUUCAGUACUUCGAUGUUUCCAAGGAUCGCAAUUGGGCGAGGGGUGUCCGCAGUACCAAGUAUCCAGGUGUUCCUUACACCUUCUUCUCUCAGAGGCAAGGGUGCAAAGUUACCUUGUACCAAGAUGCUCAUGUCCCAGACAACUUCAUUCCAAAGAUUCCGCUUGCCGAUGGCAAGAAUUAUGAACCCCACAGAUGCUGGGAGGAUAUCUUUGAUGCUAUAAGCAAUGCUCAACAUUUGAUUUACAUCACUGGCUGGUCUGUAUACACUGAGAUCACCUUGGUUAGGGACUCCAAUCGUCCAAAACCUGGAGGGGAUGUCACCCUUGGGGAGUUGCUCAAGAAGAAGGCCAGUGAAGGUGUUCGGGUCCUCAUGCUUGUGUGGGAUGACAGGACUUCAGUUGGUUUGCUAAAGAGGGAUGGCUUGAUGGCAACACAUGAUGAGGAAACUGAAAAUUACUUCCAUGGCUCUGACGUGAACUGUGUUCUAUGCCCUCGCAACCCUGAUGACUCAGGCAGCAUUGUUCAGGAUCUGUCGAUCUCAACUAUGUUUACACACCAUCAGAAGAUAGUAGUUGUUGACCAUGAGUUGCCAAACCAGGGCUCCCAACAAAGGAGGAUAGUCAGUUUCGUUGGUGGCCUUGAUCUCUGUGAUGGAAGGUAUGACACUCAGUACCAUUCUUUGUUUAGGACACUCGACAGUACCCAUCAUGAUGACUUCCACCAGCCAAACUUUGCCACUGCAUCAAUCAAAAAGGGUGGACCUAGAGAGCCAUGGCAUGAUAUUCACUCACGGCUGGAAGGGCCAAUCGCAUGGGAUGUUCUUUACAAUUUCGAGCAGAGAUGGAGAAAGCAGGGUGGUAAGGAUCUCCUUCUGCAGCUCAGGGAUCUGUCUGACACUAUUAUUCCACCUUCUCCUGUUAUGUUUCCAGAGGACAGAGAAACAUGGAAUGUUCAGCUAUUUAGAUCCAUUGAUGGUGGUGCUGCUUUUGGGUUCCCUGAUACCCCUGAGGAGGCUGCAAAAGCUGGGCUUGUAAGCGGAAAGGAUCAAAUCAUUGACAGGAGCAUCCAGGAUGCAUACAUACAUGCCAUCCGGAGGGCAAAGAACUUCAUCUAUAUAGAGAACCAAUACUUCCUUGGAAGUUCCUAUGCCUGGAAACCCGAGGGCAUCAAGCCUGAAGACAUUGGUGCCCUGCAUUUGAUUCCUAAGGAGCUUGCACUGAAAGUUGUCAGUAAGAUUGAAGCCGGGGAACGGUUCACUGUUUAUGUUGUGGUGCCAAUGUGGCCUGAGGGUGUUCCAGAGAGUGGAUCUGUUCAGGCAAUCCUGGACUGGCAAAGGAGAACAAUGGAGAUGAUGUACACUGACAUUACAGAGGCUCUCCAAGCCAAGGGAAUUGAAGCGAACCCCAAGGACUACCUCACUUUCUUCUGCUUGGGUAACCGUGAGGUGAAGCAGGCUGGGGAAUAUCAGCCUGAAGAACAACCAGAAGCUGACACUGAUUACAGCCGAGCUCAGGAAGCUAGGAGGUUCAUGAUCUAUGUCCACACCAAAAUGAUGAUAGUUGACGAUGAGUACAUCAUCAUCGGUUCUGCAAACAUCAACCAGAGGUCGAUGGACGGCGCUAGGGACUCUGAGAUCGCCAUGGGCGGGUACCAGCCAUACCAUCUGGCGACCAGGCAACCAGCCCGUGGCCAGAUCCAUGGCUUCCGGAUGGCGCUGUGGUACGAGCACCUGGGAAUGCUGGAUGAUGUGUUCCAGCGCCCCGAGAGCCUGGAGUGUGUGCAGAAGGUGAACAGGAUCGCGGAGAAGUACUGGGACAUGUACUCCAGCGACGACCUCCAGCAGGACCUCCCUGGCCACCUCCUCAGCUACCCCAUUGGCGUCGCCAGCGAUGGUGUGGUGACUGAGCUGCCCGGGAUGGAGUACUUUCCUGACACACGGGCCCGCGUCCUCGGCGCCAAGUCGGAUUACAUGCCCCCCAUCCUCACCUCAUAGACGAGGAAGCACUACACUACAAUCUGCUGGCUUCUCCUGUCAGUCCUUCUGUACUUCUUCAGUUUGGUGGCGAGAUGGUAUGGCCGUUGUUCAGAAUUUCUUCAGAAUAGCAGUUGUUACAGUUGUGAAUCAUAAAGUAAUAAGUGCAGUAUCUGUGCAUGGUUGAGUUGGGAAGAAGAUCGGGGAUGCAAUGAUGCUUGUGAAGUUGUGAUGCCGUUUGUAAGAUGGGAAGUUGGGAACUACUAAGUAAUUGGCAUGAUUGUACUUUGCACUACUGUUUAGCGUUGUUGAUACUGGUUAACCGUGUGUUCAUCUGAACUUGAUUCUUGAUGCAGUUUGUGGCAUUACCAGUUUAUCAUCGUUCUUCAGGAAA